This is a messenger RNA of Prunus armeniaca (apricot), 375 nucleotides long. Lineage: Eukaryota; Viridiplantae; Streptophyta; Magnoliopsida; Rosales; Rosaceae. The record is from the annotation of a GenBank genome assembly.
AUGUGGCAUGCUUCAACCAAUUUAGAUGUUGCGUGUAUCCCACCACCCGAACCAAUUUGUAUGUUGAUACUCAACAUCAUUGCCAUGCACAUAUAUAAUAGAGGAUGCACAGUGUUGGCAAGCUGUGAUGCCACUGCAGAGUACCCAAAGAGAAAAGAUGAAGAAGUGGAGUCCUUAAGGAAGAAGUUUGCUAGAAUUCAAGCUGACAGGAAGGAGAGGGAAGAAGCUGAAGCAGUGACGGUGGCUGCACAACUCAAGAAAACGGAAGUUUCAGCCUAUCUAUUCUCAAGCAGGUUGAGUCUUAAAAUUCUUGAAGGCUUGCUGGGAGCAGGUUUGUCAACACACGAGCAGAUGGACGAAGUCAGGCAUGAGUGA